Messenger RNA from Rhinocladiella mackenziei CBS 650.93, 1230 nucleotides. RefSeq lists its product as uncharacterized. Gene Ontology annotation, molecular function: oxysterol binding. NCBI's taxonomy places the organism in Eukaryota, Fungi, Ascomycota, Eurotiomycetes, Chaetothyriales, Herpotrichiellaceae. Gene Ontology annotation, cellular component: cytosol; membrane; intracellular membrane-bounded organelle. The transcript is spliced from 2 exons. Gene Ontology annotation, biological process: piecemeal microautophagy of the nucleus; exocytosis; maintenance of cell polarity. The record is from RefSeq and is a predicted model, not a curated record. Bases 1 to 1230 code for a protein of 409 amino acids.
AUGGUGGCCAGGCUUGGCAACAUCUCUGCCCUCAAAGACUUCCUGGCCUUCCUGGCCACGGUCCGUGGGGAUAUCUCGCACAUUACCGCUCCACCAUUUAUUCUUGCUCCACAAUCACUCACGGAAUUCCCGAGUUAUUGGGCCGAACGACCAUCUUUAUUUACCGCCGCCGCUCAUGAAUCUUCGGCAGAGAAACGAAUUCUUGUCGUGUUGAAAUUGUAUCUUGCCUCUCUCCAGCGGCAGUAUUAUGUUGGUCGGAGUGUGAAGGAGGGGCUGAAGAAGCCCCUCAAUCCAUUCUUGGGAGAGUUGUUUUUCUGCGAAUACACCGAUCACGUCGUGACAGCCGAAAAAGCAUCGGCCUCCACGGUGAGGGUGAUUAGCGAACAGGUCUCUCAUCAUCCACCUACCACGGCAUGUUACCUGUCCGCCGACGAGCAUGGGGUUCACGCAGAAGCGUAUUCCACCCAACACACCACCUUAUCGGGAACGUCGGUCAUGAUCCGGCAAUCGGGCCACGCAUUAUUGACCGUGGACAAAUACAAUGAGACUUAUCUCCUCCCUCUUCCUGAUGUCUGGGCUCGCAGUGUUCUUUCAGGCGUUCCAUGGCCCGAAUUAGACGGCAAGUAUAAAAUUCUCAGCUCCAAUGGAUAUACGGCGGAGAUGCGAUUUACGGCCAAGAAGCUAUGGGGUGGGGUACGAAAUAUGUUUGAAGCUUCAAUUUACCGAACUGCCGACACUGACAAGAAUUCCCUCUAUUUCCUUUCUGGCAGUUGGAGUUCUAGUUUUUCCAUCUUUAAUUCCAAAGGUGACGAAACUGAAACGUUCGACCUUUCAGAACCCAAGAACCAACCUGUUCUCAUGUCGAUCAAGCCGUUGGAGGAACAGAGUCCUUGGGAGUCUCGACGCGCGUGGGGGGCCACGUUUGAGGCGAUAAGGAAAGCCGAUAAUGGAGCUGUAGUACACGAAAAGUCGAAGCUCGAAAAUGCCCAGCGGCAAAUGAGGAGGCAUGAGCAGAAAGAGGGGAAGAAAUGGGAGACCAUGUUCUUUACCCGACGCGACGGCGUCGAGAGGGAUGAUGAGGAUGUGGUUGAGAGAAUUUUUGAUCAACUUGAUACCACAGAGGUUGAACGGCUGCGUGGUACCCACGGCUGUUGGAGGUUUGAUAAGGAGAAGGAAGAGAGGUGGAAGAAUGGCCAAGGGGCUUGGAGACCGGAGUCGCCUUUUGGUUGA